AGUUGGCAGGAUGAAAAAGAACAACCAAGAACAUUCCCUUCAAGCAUUAAUCCUUUUCUCUGAUCUCUGUCUGCACGUAUUGGGCAGGAGGAUCAGAGAAGAGAAAGAGGAAUAAUGUAUAAGCCAACCCCAUUUUUAUCUGUAAUUUUCUUCCUUUCCCUCAUCUUCGUUAAUGGCCAUUGCCGGAGCGUGGGCACAAAUGCAAAGGUAUUGAAAGAGAACGGCAAAAAGAUUUACAUCGUGUAUCUCGGCGGGAAGCCUCACGAUGAUCACAGGCGGAUCAAAGAGUCGCAUUACGACUUGCUCGCCGGGGUGGUCGGGAGUCAUGAAGAAGCUAGGAAGGCGAUGGUGUAUAGUUAUAGAUAUGGGUUUUCUGGAUUUGCGGCGGUGCUGACGGCGUCUCAGGCGAAGAAGGUCGCCGGGGUAGCUGGGGUGGUUAGCGUGGUGGAGGAUAAACACCACAAGGUUCAAACUUCCCGGAGCUGGGAUUUCCUGGGGCUAUCGGAGGGUGCAAAUGUUCCCGGAGAGCUCCUGCGUAAAACCAACAAGGGAGAUGGGAUGAUCGUGGGGGUUGUAGAUUCUGGUAUUUCCACCGAGUUGCCGUCGUUUGGAGAUGCGGGGAUGGGGCCGGUGCCGCAGCGGUGGAAGGGGAGUUGCAGAGCUAUACCUGGGCUUAGGUUUAAUGAGUCGGAGCUUUGUAACCGGAAAGUGAUCGGAGCUCGGUGGUUUUUCAAAGGAGCGUUGCUCUCCCAGGAUGUAGAUUUGAAUAAAUUUCUUGUAUCGGAUAGUUACUCGGGAUAUGACGUGGCGGGUCACGGUUCACAAGUGGCGAGCAUCGUGGCCGGUUCGUUCGUGCCUAACGCCACCACCUUGGGGAUCGAUGUGGGCAUGGUGAGAGGCGGCGCGACGGCGGCGCGAGUGGCGUCGUACAAGGCGUGUUGGAAUCUAGACCCCGAAAGAUUCGUGUGCGCCGGCGCGGAUCUUCUCGCCGCAAUUGAUUACGCAAUCCACGAUAGGGUUGAUGUCAUAUCCGUCUCCGUCGGGAGCCCCGUGCCUCUCGCCUCCGACAUGGAAGCCGAGAACGGCAUCGGGAUCGGCUCCUUCCACGCCAUCACCAGAGGCAUCCCCGUCAUCGUCGCCGCCGGCAACGCCGGCCCUUCCGCCUUCACAAUCACCAACGUCGAGCCCUGGGUCAUCACCGUCGCCGCUUCCACCAUCGACAGAAUCUUCGCCUACACCAUAACUCUGGGCAACGGCGAGAAAUACGCAGUGGAUUGGCAAUUGCCCAACGGAACAGCUCUUAGUCAUCCCUUGCAUUUUGCCGGUAAAUACAUGGGCGAGGCCGAUUUGAUGCCGAGAAAGCUUGAUCCCGCCGAAGUUAAAGGCAAAAUCGUCUUCAUGUUCGGCGAUGACCUCGAUAGAAACCUCGUAUUAGUAGACAAAGCAACCGAUGCCGGCGCCGUCGGAGUCAUCUACUCAAAUCCCUCCAACGUAGAUUCUUUACCUAUAUUGAACGCGCGCAUCCCGUAUGUUCAGGUUGAUUAUGAUGCCGGGACAAGAAUAAAGGACUACAUAUUCCAGUCAACGAUGACGCCCACUGCUCAACUAUCGUCUCCCAAGAUUCAAGUGGGAAGGGCAUUGACUCCCAAAGUCCCAGAUUUUUCAUCCAGAGGACCGAGCUCCUUCGCGCCGGGGAUCAUGAAGCCCGACAUUGCAGCGCCCGGGGAUAAAAUCAUGUGCGCCGAUCCAACUUCAGAUGGGGGAUUCAGGAUCUCGUCAGGAACAUCACACGCCGCGCCUCACGUUUCCGCCAUCGUCGCGCUCCUGAAAAUAUCUCAUCCCGAGUGGUCGCCGGCAGCCAUCAAAUCCGCGCUGGUCACCACCGCCUGGAACUCCGACACCUAUUUUUCCCCCAUCUUCGCCAAAGGAUCCUCGCUGCGGGCGGCGGACGCCUUCGACUACGGCGGCGGCAUCGUCAAUCCCAACGCCGCCGACGAUCCCGGCCUGGUUUACGACAUGAGAGGAAUAGAUUACGCACAAUACCUCUGUGCACUCGGCUACAACAAUUCACUCAUCUACAAGACCAUAUCAGGAAACCGAAACCGCAGUGAUACAGAAGAACACACAAUCUGUCCCAAGACCAGACCUUCAAUGCUGGAUCUCAACCUCCCUUCAAUGGUGGUACCCGAUCUCUUCAAACCAGUAACCCUGAGGAGAACCGUGACGAACGUGGGACCUGUGAAUUCAGUUUACAAAGCCAUCGUCAAGUCUCCCGUGGGGGCCGUCGUCACCGUGAAGCCUAAGGUGUUGAGGUUUGAUGGUAAUAGAAAGAAGAGAAGCUUCACAAUGAGGGUUUCUGCAGACAAACUGGUGAACUCUGCAUUCACAUUUGGGAGCUUGACCUGGAGUGAUGGAGUUCAUAAUGUUAGAACCCCAAUUGCUGUCAGGAAGAUGAUUGUUCCCCUUUACCUUUAAUUGUAAAAAUGGGGUACGCUGGGAUUGUUCUUCACACACA
Ipomoea nil (Japanese morning glory) is the source of this 2515-nucleotide messenger RNA. RefSeq names its product subtilisin-like protease SBT3.9. Bases 115 to 2475 code for a protein of 786 amino acids. Gene Ontology annotation, biological process: proteolysis. Gene Ontology annotation, molecular function: serine-type endopeptidase activity. The transcript has 2 exons. NCBI's taxonomy places the organism in Eukaryota, Viridiplantae, Streptophyta, Magnoliopsida, Solanales, Convolvulaceae. The record is from RefSeq and is a predicted model, not a curated record.